AUGGGAGAGGCACGUUCAGGCUCGGGCUUGUGGCUCACAGAGGGCGGAAUGACAUCUUGGUGGUUGAUGGAAUACAACAUUGAGAUCGCGAAGCAGCGGCUCUUCAAGACGAUCCAGAACGGCUUGGAUAACGAAAUGGCCGGGGCCCAGCUUCUAGGUUACGAAGUUGCCAAGCGCAUGGAUGGUGGAACCCCAGGUGACAAUCUGACGCAGGCCAUCAAGGAGUUCGAGAAACUGCUUGGGAUGACGAUGGGGAUCUACAGCCAUUUGGAGAUGUUCGAUACCGGCAACAGCAGGUUCGCUCCAGACAAAGCCAGGCGUGAAACCACGGUGGUCAUCCAGGGCAUCCUUGACACCUUGGCCAAGCACUGGAGGAAGGCAUUGGGAAACAACCUGCACCAGCGAGACAACUGCUCCUUCAUCCUGCAGACCUUGGAGGCGAUCCAUGAGAAAGCAGAGUCAUGUGGUUGCUCCUUUGACUUCCAGCCCACUAUCACCCGAGGGUCCAAGCGGCGCCGAGCGAUGCUUCGCGGCUCCUGGAAAGCAUGGGCCGAGCUGAAUGCUGGGUGA
Symbiodinium pilosum is the source of this 570-nucleotide messenger RNA. The record is from the annotation of a GenBank genome assembly. Lineage: Eukaryota; Dinophyceae; Suessiales; Symbiodiniaceae.